Drosophila persimilis is the source of this 1040-nucleotide messenger RNA. Its product is annotated as retinin. The record is from RefSeq and is a predicted model, not a curated record. Lineage: Eukaryota; Metazoa; Arthropoda; Insecta; Diptera; Drosophilidae. The transcript is spliced from 5 exons. The coding region runs from base 560 to 922 and encodes 120 amino acids.
UGGCUGUGUGCGAGACGAUACAUACCAGAAAACGCUCGAACGCUCGAUUUGACAUUGAGAAAACGUAAAUUGUAGGAAUUCCGAUUUUCCUGCUGGAAGGUCGUCGGUGGAUCUAAGGGUUUAUAUAGUACCACCGAUCCAUGAUAAACCACGAUCCGAGUUGCGUCGCACACAUUAUGCUGAUGUCGCGGAGGAAGGAGGAGGCGGCAGCGGUGGCGGAGGCGGCGGAGGAGAAAGAGGAGUCCGGCGAAAAGUAAAAACUCCAUUAAGGGAUCUGCGUGCACGACGUGCAAUCGACAAAGCGACAAGCGAAUCGUGCGGCAAAUGCACAAGGCACUACGGCCCCCCCCCAUCCAUCCAUCCCAAGACCCAGACAUCCACUGGAUAUGACACGAACUACGACGGCAACGGCGGCUGCGUCGGAAACUGCCCCGAAAAUAACGACGAUGGAUAAUGCCCGUACUAUAUAAGACUGGUCUUUCAGUUGUCCCAUUAUCAGUCAGCUUCAUUCGCUUCCACAGCAGCACAACACAGACCAAAAACACAAAAUCCCCUCAACAUGUUCAAAUUGGUGGUGUUGUCUGCUCUCCUCGCCGUAGCUGUCGCUCGUCCCGGCCAUCUGUAUGAGUCUCCGCUGGUCUAUUCCGCCCCGGCUACCACAACCAUCGUGCAGGAGCCCUACCUGGCCAAUGUUGGUUCCGUGGUAAAGAGCGUUCCCACCUCUGUCUCCCACCAGAGCCAGUCGGUGGUCCACAGCUCUGCCCAUGUCGUCCAGGAUGUUGUCGCUCCCGUGGUGAAGACCUAUGCAGCUCCCGUCGUCACCAGCUACGCGGCAUCUCCUCUGGUACACACCUCAUACGCCUCUCCCCUCGUCCAUACUUCCUAUGCGGCCACUCCCGUCGUCUACAACGCUGGCUGGUAAGGACGCAGGCUGGAGUACUGGAUGCUAGGACAAGCGAUCUGGAUGGCUAGAAAUAUAAUAUUCCUUUUGUACAUAAACGAGUUUAAUUGCGAAUUAAAUGUGAUUUUCGAAAGUUAAA